Molecule: messenger RNA, 789 nt
Organism: Fragaria vesca subsp. vesca
Lineage: Eukaryota; Viridiplantae; Streptophyta; Magnoliopsida; Rosales; Rosaceae
Product: peptidyl-prolyl cis-trans isomerase CYP19-3-like
Exons: 2
Coding region: 82-612 (176 amino acids)
Biological process (GO): protein peptidyl-prolyl isomerization; protein folding
Molecular function (GO): peptidyl-prolyl cis-trans isomerase activity
Source: RefSeq, a predicted model, not a curated record
AUAGCCUCCAGUCACACAUCUCAGUUCAGUUUGCAACACCAAGCCGAAUCUCAUAUUGUCAGGUUCUUAGAUCUGAAAACAAUGUCGAAUCCAAGGGUUUUCUUUGAUAUACUGAUUGGUGGGAUGAAGGCGGGUCGUAUUGUAAUGAAGUUGUUUGCUGAUGCUACACCAAAGACUGCUGAGAACUUCCGUGCCCUUUGCACUGGUGAGAAGGGGAUUGGAAGUUCUGGUAAGCGAUUGCACUACAAGGGCUCUGCAUUUCACCGCAUCAUCCCAAAUUUCAUGUGUCAGGGUGGAGAUUUCACAAGGGGUAAUGGGACUGGAGGAGAGUCCAUCUAUGGCGCAAAGUUUGAGGAUGAGAACUUCAAGCUGAAGCAUACAGGUCCUGGGAUUCUGUCCAUGGCAAAUUCUGGACCAAACACCAAUGGUUCUCAGUUCUUCAUUUGCACAGAUAAGACCUCAUGGCUCGAUGGAAAGCAUGUUGUGUUUGGGAAAGUGGUUGAUGGUUAUAGCAUUGUUCAGAAGAUGGAGAAGGUUGGUUCGGAUUCAGGGUCGACUACAGAACCUGUGGUUAUUGAAAAUUGUGGUGAGUUAUCUGUAGACUGGUAUUGAGUAGCAGUAUAUCAGUGUCUAAAAUUAGAAUGCUCUUGUAAAGCAAGUAGUAGACUUGUUGAUUUAACUUGAAUAAAUACAUGUAGUGUGGAUCAUCUUGUGUGGUCUGCUAAUGGAUGUUGUGUUGUUUACAAUUCUAUUCGAGUUUUCUGUGUUGACUCCACAGCGAAGCAGUCU